This is a messenger RNA of Trichomonas vaginalis G3, 723 nucleotides long. RefSeq lists its product as uncharacterized. The record is from RefSeq and is a predicted model, not a curated record. The transcript has a single exon. Bases 1 to 723 code for a protein of 240 amino acids. Lineage: Eukaryota; Parabasalia; Trichomonadida; Trichomonadidae.
AUGAUUCAAGCUGGAGUUAUAGAGAAAGCUGUGAUACUUGUUGUUGAAAAUUCACUUGGUAACCCAAGAAUAACUAAAGGAACAUAUGCACAUCUUGAUGCCCUUGCAAGACGCUCUUCAUCAGGUUUUGUUUCUACAUUUAAGAAUUCUAAGGAUGUCAUUUACCAAAUGUCUGGAUUACUUGUUCGUCCAGUGAAUGAAGUACUAGAAGACUUAGGCAAAAUUAAAUUAACUGUAUUGAAAACACAUACUGAAUUCAACCAGUAUGGAAAAAUCGAAGAUAUUAAAGGAUUAGAUACAAACAAGAUAUACGAGCUUAUUUGCGCCAAAAUUCCAGAAAGUUCAAUUAUAAUUGCAGAAAUCUCAUCAAUUGAAGCUCUUAAUGAACUUGUAGGCCUUCUUUUACCCAAAGUUGAUGGUGAUAAUGUAGCAAUAUCAACACUUAUUGGCUAUAAAGAUGGUGCUAAAGUUCCAACUUUUCCAAUUCCACCUGUUGCAAGUCCUUCUUGGAAAGUUGUUGGUCCAAAGGUUGUUGAAGAUCUCUCUGUAGAGCAUCCUAUGCUAUAUAUUACAGCUUCAAAGUUCUUAACAAGAGUAGAUAAAGUUCAGAACUUCGAUGAAGAUGAUAUAGAAGAAAAUUAUUGCAUGGUGUGCGAACCAAUAUGUCAAUAUUUCCGUGAAUUUACUUAUUAUACAGGAUCAUCAUGGAAAUAUGGAGCCUAA